ACCACGCGUUUAGUUAAAUUCCUGCAGUUUGCAGUUCGCACUCAAGCUUAAAGUCGCACAAGUGUCAAUUUGCACAUACGUAAUCUAAAAAUGGCAAACUUCACUUUCCAUCGCUCAAGGCAGCCUGGUAAAGUGAUACUUUUGCUUGUUAUUAUCACCUCCAUAUUGGUUUGCGCUAGUUUCAUCGAUGAAUGUGAUGCUGUGCGUCGUGUCGGUUUACCAGCCGACAGUGUCUUAAGUUCAGGUUAUAGUAGCCCUGGUAUCAGAGGUGGCGCCACUGGAAGACGUAAUUCACUUUCUCAACGCCGGAAAAAUAAUAAAACCAACACAAUAACAACGGAAAGUAAUAAAAUCAUGACGUCAUCGACAAACAAAAUGGUCGAUGGGUAGUUUUAUGUAUUUAUUUGGAUUCAAACAUAGAAAAUUAUGACGUAUUAGAUACUUAUAUAUGUGAUGUCUUAUCUGAAUUAUCAAAGACGUGACAUUUGUGACUCUGUAAUUGUGCGCCAAGUGUAAACAAAUGAUAAAAUACACGAAACACGAGAUACGGAACCUACCAAGCGCUGCUGCCUGCUGCACAUGUACGGCUUUCAGUCAGUCAGUAUUCAGUGCAACACAACGCCUCGUAGACGUCUUCAAUCAAUCAGUUGAUUAACUGUAAUUGUACAAUGCGCUUGUACUAUUAAAAUAAAUGUUUCAGUUCAUAAUGUGCAUUUGAUGCUGGUGGUUCAAGUGAGCAUAGUCUAAGUGAUAAAAUAAAAGUGUUUAAAAUGGCGGACCCGACGAUGCAGACGUUCUGCUGUCAUCGUACAGCGUCUGUUGGUGCGCAUAAUUCAAGCGAUGUAAUUGGACGUAUUAUGAUGGAAUUUAACACGGAUGCGUAUAAUAUUGUGUGUAUGUUUGCUUCUGGUUUGGGUAUUUUUGGUGCUGUUUAUCAGAUAUUACCUCGUCGUCAGUAUGCAAAUUGUCAUCGGUUGACUUCUGUAUCGGCUGCGCGUGUUCGGAAAAUAAUUGUGUGGUUGGCAGUGGCUGAUUUGCUCGCUGCUUUGGGGAUGUUCGUACGGGCAUUGUUGUGGCUCAACACUAAAACCAUCAUGCCUGCAAUCAAUGAUAACUCGAGUGUUUUAUUCUGCGCAUUGUCAUCUGCGUGGACUCAAUACUUCUACACAGCCACCUGGAUCUGGACAUUAUGUUACGCCCUAGACAUGCGAAGAAUUCUUGCAGAUCGCGAUGCAAACACACGUAAUUAUCAUUUGGUUGCAUGGACCAUUCCCGCAGUCACCACGUUAAGUGGGUUGUCUAUGUUGUAUCUACCAGAUGCAAGUUGCCAAACAACACAGUUAUUAACAACAGCAAUCAUUCACAUCUUACCAAAUUAUCUCGCUACAUAUCUUCCAAUGUUGACUGUAAUGAUAGCCAAUCCUUUGUUAUAUGGAAGUUCAAUGAAAGGAAUGGAACGUGAGGUGACAUCAUCUUACGGUCAACUUACCAGAAGAGAACGCGAUGUGAUGGACGCCUUUCGCAUCAAAUUCGCGGUCAUUAACAUUGUUUUCUAUAUUUGUUGGUUACCGAAUUUGAUUAAUGCUGUAUUACUUUGGUGUUUAUGGUUUCAUCUUCCCGUUAGAGUUAUAAUCACUAUUUGGUAUAUUAUGGCUUUUACGAAUCCGCUGCAAGCACUCUUCAAUUGUUUGGUUUACCGACGUUGGAGUAAAGGAUCUGAGCAAGUGGCAAUCCCAUGGUGUCGUUCACCGAGGUCAAAAUCAAACAACACCACAACUAAAAAGGAACCAAUCUCCAAAGAAGAAAAAUAUCCAUUGCUGGCAAAGUCAUCAACGUCGCCAUCUUUCAACGGCAAAUACACUUAACCAGUCGAGUAUUGAGUAUUGACGUGCGUUCGAUGCAAAUAUCAUCAUAUCGCACGAUUGUUCGCAAAUUGCGGUCGAGAUGUUGACUUUCCACGCUAAUUCUAAGAUCAACAAUUACUGAAUUGAGUGUGCAAACACAAUCGCCACUCUGCGCAAAACUCACGGAAUCCAUCUCCGUGCACGCGAUUACAUAAAACGACGAAGGCAUCAACGCGACUUAUAAAAGCGUGAGUUUUACUCAGCGCAAAUACGAUAAGUCCACCAACAGCAGAUCAACGCGAAACGCAAUCACAGCCAGUUGCGAGUUUUUGUACACACGACAAGCGACACACACGAUAAGUGAUAAGAUGCGUGCUGUGUGUCUUGCGAUUGCAACAAUCGCCAUCAUUGCGACUCUUGACGUAAAAGCAUCUUCGUUGAAGUGCACCAUGAUGCCAUUCGAGGCGAAAGAUGGCCGCACCGGCAAGUGCUGCGUGAUUUGGGACGAAGCUGAAAAACCAACCGCAGGUGUCGCUACAUCCGCACCGGUUUACCUUCCACCAUCAAUCUCCGAGACGCCAUCAACUUCCGGUUCCAGUAUGUCUUCCACAUCAGCGGCGACACUCUCCAAAACGGACCUGCGUAAGAAAGUAAUCGACACACCGCGAGGGUGUCGCGACGGGCAAGUCAUCGACGUGAACGGCGAUUGUGUCGACCCGUUCGACUGAGCCAUCGCCGCCCGCCCACGGUUUUCAUAAUUUUAUAAACAAUAUUAUCAUUUGAACGAAGUAAAUAUUUAAUUAUCUACGGAUUAAAAAA
Messenger RNA from Dalotia coriaria, 2663 nucleotides. Its product is annotated as G-protein coupled receptor 143-like. Gene Ontology annotation, biological process: regulation of calcium-mediated signaling; G protein-coupled receptor signaling pathway; melanosome organization. Gene Ontology annotation, molecular function: L-DOPA binding; L-DOPA receptor activity; dopamine binding. NCBI's taxonomy places the organism in Eukaryota, Metazoa, Arthropoda, Insecta, Coleoptera, Staphylinidae. Gene Ontology annotation, cellular component: plasma membrane; melanosome membrane. The record is from RefSeq and is a predicted model, not a curated record. The coding region runs from base 771 to 1865 and encodes 364 amino acids. The transcript is spliced from 6 exons.